AUGACCAAGGCUUUAAUCUUAGCUCUUUUCUUGGGCUUAUCCUCUGCUGCUUAUGAUCAAGGAUGGUUCUAUCCAAACAAGGAUGCCAGCUUUGACAACAUUUUCUAUAACAACUACGCUGGUUUAGCUUAUAAACUUCAAGCAGAUGUGGGUUAUGGUACUCACUAUGCAACUUCUUAACCAGGCAGUUAAAAGGUUGAGACCUACGGACUCCACGCCUACGCUUUUGGCUAAGUUCAUACUAUGUGGCACAUUGCUAAUGUCUACCACUCUACUUUCUAAUUCACUUUCAUGCCAUUAUAUUUUGAGCCCUACACUCAAUCAAUAAAAUGGGAAAGACCAGAAAAAAGUGGAAAUGACUUCCAUUUCUAUGUUAAGGGUGAAAAGUUCAUCAGACCACUUUAAUUCGUUACUUACGUCUACGAGAAUAUGGAAACAUUCGAAAGAUCAGUAGUCGACUAUGUUGAAGAUGAAUCAGAUACUUACAGUCUAUUUCCAAAAGAAAUUGUUUAUGACAAAGACUACGAAAUUAAGUAAGAAGAUCCAUACUGGAAAUAUGAUUUGGCCAGUAAGCUCAAGCUCGGAGAUUUCGUAACAAAAUUCAACAAACCCUACUACGAUUGGAAAAAGUUAUUCUGA
Molecule: messenger RNA, 639 nt
Organism: Stylonychia lemnae
Lineage: Eukaryota; Ciliophora; Spirotrichea; Sporadotrichida; Oxytrichidae
Source: the annotation of a GenBank genome assembly